AUGCAGCUGAAGCCAUGUCGGAUUUUCGUGGCGAUCAUAUACCAGGUUUGGUUCGUGAACUUGGAGGGUGACGUGAAUGUAGGUGAUCUACCAGUUCGUUUCCUUGAUUCGAUCUCGGGCAAGGUAGAACAGUUUUGUGAUGCCAUCCAACAUGCCAAAGUUGAUGUCACAUCGGAUUUCUUCGAGUCCAAACUCGUCAAAGAGUGCAUGACGUGCAAUUACAAAGGCUUGCCGGAACCCUUUCGUCUUCGUCAAGAACCGCAGGUGUCGUACACUAUGCAGCUAAUCAUCCUUCCUGCUACACCUCCCGAGGGUGAGGAUCCUAACUCCAAGUAUGUGCACAUCUUGAAGCACGUCUACUUGCAGCGGAACAAGAUCAACGCCAGUGAAGCCAUUAAGAUGUGCUAUGGCAUCUCCAUGCGGUUUGAGUGGGGGACGCACACACGCCAAGCGUUGAUCGGCCUCACGUACAUGUUGGACAAGAUGGGGGAUGCAGGCUAUCGUUUCAACCAAUUCAUGGAAUGGACAGACAAUCAGAUCCACGCCCCCGGCAGUCCCAUUGAGAAUUGGUCAGAGUCUUUUGAGAAGGGAACGCAACUUGUCUCGGAUGCACUUGGGGGUAAAGCCCUGUCUACCCUCCAGAAAAGGUACGGGCAAUUAUCCAAGUACGUCACUUGGUGCAACGACACAGGAUGCAUAGGCUUCCCCCUUUCUUCGGAUCUUGUUCGGCAAUACACCGAGUUUGCAGUGAAGACCAAAGGGCAUGGAUCAGUGUCCAGCAACCUUGAGUCUUUCAACUUUGCGAUCUAUGUCCUUGGUGUUUUCAUUAAUGAGCCUCUCCGGUCUGACCCGGUCCUGACAGGACGUGCUCGUCGCGAGAGAUUGAACAAGCCUCCCAGGAAGCAGGCUCGCUCGUUUCUCGUUGCAGAAGUGCUUCACCUCGAGGGUUUCCUUGCAUCCGAAUCCAAUGCUCUUUUGGACCGGUUUGCCGCUGGUUGCAUGCUCUUUGCGAUUUUCUCCAGGGCGAGGUUAGGCGACUUGAAGUCCGUGUCAAGGUUCACGCUUGACCUUGCAGAGCCAUCUGCAGACUGCGCCGAAGGGUUUUUGGAGUGUUACUCUUAUAGCCAUAAGACUAAGUCUCUUAGCAAUGCGCUCGGCUUCAGGUUGCCUCUUGUGGCUCACGUUAAAGGACUGGGGCCUCGCAUCUGGGGGCUUGACUUCUUGGAGGUUGCACGGCAAGUGGAUCAAGACCUUCUUCAGAAGGACGAUGGUUCCGCGCUGUUGUGUGUGCCCACGUCUGUGGGCUCCUUGCUCAACCAUCCAAUCAAGAAUGAAGCCUUUGUGGUGUGGAUCAAUGGCAUCCUUAAGGAUCUCCCCUUCUUCGGAGGUCACUUCACCGGCCACACAGCAAAGUCUACCUUACUUCCUUGGUUGUCCAAAUGGGGCGGCUCUGAGGAUGACAGGGCCAUUCUUGGGCAUCACAUGCCUAAGAGCAAAAGCGUAGCCACUUACAGCAGAGAUCUUCAGGCUGGGCCUUUGAGAGUGCUGUGGUCUCUUCUAUGUGACGUUCGGUCUGGAGCUUUCCUUCCUGAUUGCACACGCUCUGGCCGCUUUGUCCGUCAAGUCGAUGAUCCAGGAGUGGAGCCGGCCCUUGAUGCUCUUCCUGGUUUCUCUGAUGGGGCCCUCAGCCCUGACCUCUACCUCGGCGCCUUAGGUGAGGUCCAAGAGCCUGUGAGCUUGGGCAGCGAGGUUGGCCCUGAUGAGGAGUUGGCGUGGUACCGCAACCAAGAGCUGGAGGAUGCCGACGUCGAUGCUUUCAUCAACGCGAGCCGUGGCAGUGAGCUUGAGCCCCGGGGUCUCUCAGACCCUCCGCCCGAAACGGGGGCUUCUGACGAUCCCCAUGCGGAGGGGGCGGCAUUUGAAGAACUUGCCACGGAAUGUGGCCUUUCAAGUGCACAGCUGCUGAUCCUGAAAGGGAAAGGUGUCUCGACGAUGUCGUCAUUGGCCUAUGCUGUCACCACCCCGGGUGUGCAGCCUACGGAGCUUGCCCUUCGUCAGCUUUUGGAUACUGCCACUCCUGAAGCUGUUUCAGUUGGUGCCUUAUCAUCCAUUCGACGCUGUGUGUUUGAGUGUCAGACUUGUGUUGUGCAGCAACUUAAGCUCUCAGUCGAAGGGCAUGAGGGAGACAAGAAGUACGACCUCCCGCCUGCUGAACGCACCAGCCGCAUUGCCGCUCAAAAGACCAGGCUUGUCGGUUUUGAGUUAACCGGCGCGAUGGAGUGCGCAUACUCCUGCUACACUCUUGUGGGCUCCAUGCUUGAAGCCGACUCGCCAAUAUACUUGGAGCCCCAUAGGUUCAUCACCAGGCAACAGGAGGUUUGCAGAGAAAAGCCCAAGCGUGAGAUCGUGCUCGAUGGGGGCACCAAGCUCACUGUUCGUGAUCAGCAGAGUCGUGAUCGUUGCCAGAUCACCAAUGAACUUCAGCUCUGGCAGGCUCUUACACGUCGGAGCUUAGCCUGUGACCUUAUGGGUGCCAUCAGCUUCCAGGUGCAAGAAUCUUGGCACCGCUUUCUGUUCGAUCGCAUGGCUCAGCCUCCCCCUCCGAGGUGCAGCAAAGUUUCCAUGGAGCAAUUGUUGAGGGCUGAUCGUCAGGCUUGGGUUCAGUUGGCUGAGACGGUUAAGACGCUUAAGAGGGAUAGUGCUGGCGUGUUGCCUCUUGAUGCUGCCUUCCCGGGUCUUCGCACUGACCCUGCUGUCCUGUUCAACCUCCUUCCUUUGAGGUCGCCUGAUCCUCCUCAGAAGAUCCCGAAUCCGGAUAAGGGCAAUGGUAAGGGCCUUGAUAAAGGUAUCAAGAGGGACUCUGAAGGCCAGCCUCGCAAAGAGUCCCAGCUUCCUGAUGCCCUCAAGAACAUUCCAAACCUUAAGAAGAAGACCUCGAAAGGCAAGCGACUUUGUUGGGCAUACAACAUCAAAGACAGGGGGUGCAGCCAUGCUGAGGCUGGCAAAGCUUGUCGCUUCGGUCUUCACUUGUGCAUGCGCUGCGAGAAGCCUCACCCCCAGUUCGAAUGCCCUGCAGCUUCUGUUGAUGCUUCUGCCGAGGUUAAACAUCCGGCCGAGGAAUUUUCGCUGGGUGUAUUGACAUCUGGUAGUGCCGGUCAAUCGUGGACCACGGGUCUGUACACCAAAGGUGGUAUCACGGCCCUUCGAUCUAAUGUAAAAUCCUUUCCAUUUUCGUCUUCUCUGCUUUUUGCUUUCAUCAGAACCAUCAGUCCUUCCUUCGAGUGCACCAGUGCUGCUCUCUUUGUCGACUCGCAGACAGCCCUGCAUCGCGACAGCUACAACGCGCACCUUCCCAAUCUGUUGAUUGGGGUCAACUCCUUCUCAGGUGGCCAACUUUGGCUUGAGGGAGAGGGACCUCAUCCAGUGACCGAUCCUUCAGGUGCCCAACUUCAUGGACAGCUGCACGAGGUUGCCUCCGGAAAGCAACCCAAAGGCAAACGUGUUCCGCCUUUGGUCUCUGAGUACAAGUCCAUCAUCACGGAGCGAACUUAUGGUAUCGCGUGGACCCCAGAAGAGUUCGUCAAACAGGAGUCACCUGCCGACCUUGCCAGGGAACGCACUGCUACGUUGAGGAGGUGGAUGCUUACCUCCGAGGAGGCGGCAUCCCGUGCAGAUCCCUCCGACAUGCCCGACCACUGUGCCGCAGUUCUUGGUAAGAAAUCUAUGAAGGUCUUCAAAUCGCUCCUGACUGAGGCCGAGUACCCGGACACAACCUUGACCAAGGUUUCCGCUGCCUCGCUUACCGUUGAGGAUGUUCGUGCAGCCACUCCCCUUGCCAGGAAGGCCAUCCUUGCCUCUACCAGAGAAGGUUUCGACCGCGAGGAAUCGGACAUCCCCCCGGAUGCCAUAGCUGAAGAAGAGCGUGAUCUUGCGAUCUGGUUCGAGCGUGUUCGCAGUGAAAGCAAUCCUGCAGAUGCAGAACCCUUGACCAAGUACAAGCCGGGCAUCUUUGAUGAUGGGAACCUGCAGCGGAUGGAUGCAUCCUUCCUGAAAGCUUUCUUGAACCCUUCGGAAGAAGAUGCAACGGUCUGGGCGCGGUAUUCCUCUGCCUAUUUUGAGCAGGGUGCAGGUAGACAAGCUUGCAACAACCCGUACAACCGUCAGAUAGACGAGGAAGCGCACAAGAACAUGAAGGCGUCGAACAUUUGGGAAAUUCCGCACAAGCAAUUUCUGGAAUUGAUUCAGCCGUCAUUUUCCAGCAUCGAUGAGGCUGAGGACAUGGAUGCGAUACUCGCCCGUACACAUGUCAUUGUCAUCACCGAUCAUGGCUUGUAUUGGCGUUUGGCAAAGGUUGAAAAAACGAACAUUCGCUUUGUUCAGUGGCCUUCUGAUGAACCGCGUGACCUUCUCGUGCAAUCCCAGAAGGCAAUCUUCGUGAACUACAAGAAGAACCCCAGCAAACACCAACUCCCCGAAAGCUUCCACGAGGACAUGGUUUGGUCGCAAGAAGUCUUGCAUCGUCUAUUCGAAGGUGAAACAACACCACGCACUGUGACUAUUCGAGGAGUAUCGUUGUUCGGCGAACCCCGGCCGCCACGACAAAUUCACCCACGUAUCGUAGACGGCAUCGACCUCGGCGUUCGUGUGAAGAAGGAGAAGGUUGAUACAGCUUUCCGUAAUUUGAAGCGUUCCGCACCUAUUACCAUUGAUCUCGCUUCUCCCGAAAAGAAACAUCCAUGCACAUCGGGUGCCAUAUCCAAGGACGCCAAUGAUGAGGAACCCGAUGAUCUCGAGUUGCAGUUGGAGGAGAUGGUAGAUAAGCAGAUGGCCGAGGAAGAGCAUGAUGCCAUGGAUGUUGAGGGGGGGGAUUGCAAGCAGGAAGUCCUUCAUGAUGUAUGUGGCGUACAAGUUCUUCAGUGGUUCGGCUUGCCAGUCCAAGCAAAUACGCACGGUCCAUUUCGCGUAUCGGAGCUCAACGGCAUGAUCACCCAAUUUGCAGUUCAUUUUAUGCCAAUGUCUUCGGUGGCAGUGGCUGCAGACGGCAUGUACUUGUGUCAUCGUGACCAUCACUUCACAGGCCUGUGGUGUCGUGAAGGAAAUGUUCGCUACUUCGAUGGCGGUACUUUGAUCGACAAAGACCGCGUGAUCCCAGCGAUUCUCUACACCAUGUCCGGUCCAGUUGAAAUCGCACAUCGGCCCAAACAGUGCACGUCGCGCAGUUGUCGAGCCACUUAUGCCUACAACUUUCGGUGGGAAAACAGCAAAAAGGUGAACGUGCUCUCCCUCGAGGAUCUUGACGAAAAGAUGUUAUUCGUUAGCUCCACGAAAGCAUUUUGCUUGCAAUAUUUGCGCUACCAUGAAGAACUUCUCUUUCGAGGACAUGUGGCAACCAGGGCAAUCGAGCAUGCAUACAACGUGGUUUUCAAUAAGCAAGACACCCAAGAUGACCAGAACGUGGUGUCCGAUUUUCGAAAGCUACAUCAAACAUGCAUGUUCUAUCAUCUUGCACUACAGGAAUUUCAGACAUUGGGUUUGCACAAGACGCUCGUGAUUGACGAUGAGUUCUCCGAUGAGAGUCUAGAUGUGUACUCUGCCUUUUGUCACUCCAGCCUUUAUCCUCCAAAGAAAAAGACUUCGGUAACCUGUUUGGUCGGUGACGGGUAUCUCUCCUUGAAGCCUCGUUGUGCUCAUGCUCCCAAAAAGCAUGCAGGUCGUCCCCGAAGCAAAAAAUCAGUGCCUUCCAAGUACAGCAACGGUUGGUUCAUGUGCUGCGACCCGAACAGCGGUCGCAUCCUCAGCAUGGUUGUGAUGCAUGAGCCCGAGUGUAACGAGUACGUGAUCCAGGCACUGGAGUCCGUACUUUGGCUCUACCCCGCUUGCAAACACUUCGUGUACGACCGCGCCUGCACGCUUGUGAAAAUGGCCCGUAAGCACAAGGCGCUCGACCAAAUCAAGGAUUACAUAGUCGAUUGGUUCCACGCGUACAGGCAUGCGAAGUCGUGCACUUGCAAUCCGCGCGAGUUGGUUCUGAACCAGUUGGCGGCUGCUGUUGCGCAGCUGGCCCAAGCGACAGCUUCGAGCUCUGCGGGCUCGAGCCAGUGGAAGGAGACAAAGUAUGUCAAGGCCCCGGACCUCUUCAAGGGCCGUCCAUUGAAGCUCCUUCGUGCCAACAAAAACGGAGAUGGCUAUGCAGUGUGGCGGCAGCUUUGUGAUGAGCUGCAGCCUCGGUCCAGGCCUCGGGCUUUGGCUUUGGCGCAAGCGCUUUCGCGCUUCCCUCCUCACAAGGAGGGCACUUCUCUGCUGGAGUACAUCCUCAGCUACGAGCGCCUGAUUGGAGAGUAUGAGGCGGUGGCGACCGAAAAGUACCAGGAGGAUUUGAAGAUCUCUACCCUCCUGGCUGGCCUCCCGGCGGAAGUCAAGCGCUACAUGUACCUCCAGGUCAACGACUCAACGACCUAUUUGGGCUUGCGCGAGAAAUUGUUGCAGUAUGAGAGGACUUCGUCGACUUGGACCGCGGAGAGCAUGCUGAAGUCGCUUGGCAGUGGCUUCAACAGCGACGCGAUGGACAUUGACCGGGUGGCCGACGGCAAGGGCAAAGGCAAGAAAGGCGACAAGGGAGCCAAAGGAAAAGGAAGCAAAGGCGACUACAACAAGAAGGGUGACUACGGCAAGAAGGGCAACGACAAAGGCUGGAACCGUGAUGGUGGCAAGGGCUAUGGCAAAGGCCCGCCGAAAGGCGGCAAGGGCAAGAAGGGAGAUGCAGGAAAGAAGGGCUUCCAGAAGAACCUCGUUGAGUGCUGGAAGUGCGGCAAGAAGGGACACUACGCUGCAGAAUGCCGCUCCAGGGUGAACCAGGUGAACCAAGAGGAUGACGCAGCCUCUGUGCAGACGAGGGCUACCACCUCUUCCGCGACAACGGCGAGUACGGCUGCUCCUUCGGCAAAGGCGCAGGUGAGGCGGGUUCACGUGGUGGACCUCGAACAACUCGGUGAGGACCAGGAGCUUGCCGUUGAGUUCUUGGGUUCGGUUCGCAUGGUUCAAGAAGUGGACAACGAGGCUGGAGUGGAGCUUCCUUGCAGCAGUGUCCAGUGCUUUGCCAUAGGAGGUGACAGUGAAGUUGAUCAGCCUUUGGUCGUGGAUUUUGCAGCAGAUUGCACUGAUGAGUUCCAUGAUGGUGUUGCUCAUGUUCGUGUGGUUGCUGCUGACCCAAAUUUGCAUGAAGUCAUCCUGGAUAGUGGCGCCGAUUGCACCGUCUUGCCCCUCAGCUCGUUUUCGGAUGUAGGCCACCACAGUCGUGAGAGUUCGUUCUUGCUGGAUGCGCAGGGCAACAGGAUUCCUCAAGGUCAGGUUCGGACUUCUGUGGUUUUCGAGGUUGAGGGCGAGGACGGCGAGGUCAUUCAGUUUCGUGACAAGGCAGUGCUAGCUCAAGUUCGGCAACCUUUGUUUUGCUUCGGAAAGUUGCUGCGUGACCAAUGGGUGCCGAGCUGGAUCCUCAGCAAGGCUGGUGAUCGUAAGUACGAGGUCUUUGAGUGUUGUGAAGUUUGGGAAGAUCGUCUUGAGUUUGGGUUCGGUGCCUGUGAGAGCAAGGUGUUGACAAUCCUUACGAAAGAAGCGAUAGAGCCCAGUGACCUUGGUACAGUGCUUCAGCAAGUCCCGAACCCGCUGAAGCCGCUGACGAAGCAGACGCCGAAGCACCCGAGGAACCACGAGGUUCUCGGGGAUGAUGAAGAAGUGUUGGUUGUGAACGGCGAGCGUUUGACAGAACUUAGCCCUCUUCGUGAACUUCGGCUUGGCUGUCGGUUUUUGGGUAUCUCGAAGAACGGCUCAAAGUCCGCAGUGUGGCAGCGUUUGAAGAAGGAGGUAGCACACAGCAAGUUGCAGUUGGAGGUUGCAGCGUCUGAAGCCGUGAGAGCAGAGUUUUCUCGAGAUCCCGUAAUGCAAGCACGUCCUGUACCUCCUAGCCCCGAGCUUGUUGAAUUACAUGAAGUCACUCAUCUCCCUCGAGCUGAUUGGUGUGAAGCUUGCAUCGCGGCCCGGAGUCGCGAAGACAACUAUGACGCAGCAGGUCCCAAACGAGAGUUCCCGGUGAUCUCCUUAGAUUUCAUGUUUGUGAAGACUGAUGGUGAGGAUGCCCCGCUUGCCACUCAUUUGGUGUGUGUCGAUUCGCAGUCUAAGUACGUUGUGGCGGUUGCGCUUGCUGCAAAAGGAGGCAAAACUUUGAAACAUGCUGUCGAAGAGGUGGUUGGAAUGCUGACUGUGCUUGGGUAUGCCAAAGUGAUCCUACGUUACGAUACAGAACCAGCCAUGAAACAGCUUGUUAGUUCGAUUGUAGCUGUGCGUGCAAAGAACAAUUUGGCUACUGAGCUACUGAGUUGGAACCAGUUGGACGGCUGCACGUCCCACGAGCUGGUCCACGGGCGCAAAUAUGACCAAAAGUUGUGCCCUUUUGGGUCUGCUGUGUAUGCCCAGUACCUCCCGAAGAACAAGAACAAAGGCGAGACGUGGUGCCAAGGGGUUUGGCUUGGGAGAUCAAGGAUUGGAAAUCUUCAUGUGAUCGGGGACAGCUCUGGUGUUCACUUUGCUCGGACCAUUCGGAGGCCCCCGAAGUUGUAUGACGUUGAGCUUUUGAAGACUAUGAAAGGCACUCCUUAUGACUUCUUGCUUGAUGUUGUUCCUGUUCGGAAGAAGAAGAUCGAGAAGCAACGACUACCAAUCCUUGUGGAAGCUGUUGCUCCUGCUCCUUCGGCGCCUGAAGCAGUGGCUAGCGCCAAUCCGGGAGACGAGGCGGCAAGUGAUCCCGCUUCCUCUGAGGCCGGUGGGGUUGGAUCCUUGAGCGUUAGCUUGCCUGGCCAAUCUUCUGCAACAAAUUCUUCAUCUUCUUCAGAGAUGAUUCCCGAGCCCAUGGAAGUCGAGGGUGCAAACCAAGUUGUGGAGGAGUUAGCAGAAGAGGUUGUGUCGGCUGAGGGGGGACUCCCCACAGGCCACUUCGAGGAAGAAGGCUUCAACGAUGUGCCCCAAGAUUGGGAUGAGAUCUUUGAGGAGACCUGGCAGAUCGAGGGUGUCCUUCAGGAAGCCGGGAGGAGGAAGUAUGAGGAAGGGCCGCCUGUUCUUGAUGAUGAGGCGCUCGCUGCCUUAGACGCCGAGAUGGACGAGGUGGAAAUUCAGAGGCUCUUGGGCAUGAAAGUCCUUGAGGAGAUUGGCCCCGACGAGGAUGUGAGUGACAUGUACCGCCUUGGUUGCAAAAAUGUCAGAGAUUGGAGGUUCCGUGGAGGAUGGACGCGAAGGUCGCGACUUGUGGCGAAGGAGUUCCGCUUCCUUCAACCAUACAUGGAAAAUCUCUAUAGCCCGGCAUCAUUGAGUUCCACCCAAAGGCUGUUGGCAGGACUUUGCUGUUGUAAUCCUCAGCUUCGUUUGUACAGUGGUGACAUCAAAGAUGCGUACCUCACGGUGAAGCAGCGAAGGAAAACCUACAUUGUCAGCAGCAGUGGACGUAUGUACAGGCUGCACUACAACUUGCCGGGACAGCGGGCAGGUGCUAGAGACUGGCAUGAGAAAUUGAAGGCUGUGCUUGAGAGUGACGGCCUGCGUGCGUUCGAAGGUGCCCCAGCUCUUUUCUAUGAACCUCAGAGCCUGCUCGUUUCCACUCACGUCGAUGACCUUCAGCAGACCUCCAGUUUCGGUGUCGAGGGGCCGUGUACGCCUUGGUCCGGAGAGUGUCGCUUCUUGAAGCGAAAGUUCGCAGGGAUCAACGGGAGUAUCGUCAUAGAGCAAGAUGGUAAGCACGUCGAGAAGUUGAUCAGCUUGGUUGGUGUCGAGAGGGAGUCGGGGAAACAAACACCAUGCCCUAUGAACCCCAACGAUGUGAAGUCCGUUAAGCCCUUGGCAGCCGAGAAGCACCCGACCUACCGCACGUGCAUAGGGAUCCUUCUUUAUCUUGGCCCCGACAGACCUGAGUGCCUCUAUGCGAUCAAGUUGCUCUCUGCAAAGACCUCCUGCCCUACCGAACAUGAGUGGCAUCUCUUGAAACACCUUGUCAAGUAUCUCAAGUUGCACCCCCAUCGUGGUAUUUCGUUGAGUGCUUGCAAUCCUGGCAGGACAGUGGAGCAACGGUGGCUUGGACAUCCUGGUCCUGAGCGAGGCCCGGAUGCUGAUGCGUCAAAACCUUUUGGGAGUGGACAUCUGAUCGAGUCCAUCUCUGAUGCCUCGUGGGCUGGUGAAGCAGAUCGUCGUAGCAUAAGUGCUUCGGUGGUGUACCUGAAUGGCAAUGCAAUCCAUGUUGGCAACAAGAGGCAGAAGAGUAUCUCGCUUUCUUCUUGCGAGAGCGAGGUGCACGGAAGUUUGUACUCCAUUCAAGAAGGGCUUUUUCUCAAGAGGCUCUUGGAGACAGUGUGUGACAACAGCGUGCACCUUGUUCACAGAGUAGAUUCCUCUUCGUGUCGUUCGUUCAUUGAUCGCGUUGGCCUUGGAAGGUUGAAGCACAUUGACAUAGCAUACUUGUGGGUACAGGAUCUCAAAGCUCGCAACAUGUUCACAUUAAAGCCUAUCUCAACGCGGUUCUGUCCACCAGACUUGGCCACGAAGCCGAUGAGUGGGUUGCGUUCCAGAAUGCUGUCCUACCUCAUAGGUGUUUGCCAAUCAGAUGGUACCCUCAUCGGUGGGGAAGAGUUCGAUGACGAGUGGAACAGAGAACAUCUGCGCCGAAUCCGCGGCACGAAAGAGGGUGUCCUUGCACCUUCUAAAGCGUAUGUGGCCAGGAGAGUCUUGGCGUUGUUGCUUGCGAGUGAGGGUUUGAGCUUUGCUGAUGGAGCCUCUUUUCUCCCUCGAGAUCCGAACAUCCCUUUCAUGAUGACCUUCUGGCGCUUUGGCUUCAUGAUGGUGAUCCCCGUGGUGCUGGCCGUGCUCUUUGUCAACACGGAGGCUUACUUCAAGGGCUACUACAAGUCAAGUGGUGAACCCAACGUCGAGGAGGCGAUCGUUGACAAGCUCAAGGUGACGAGGCGCUUGGAGGAGACCGUCGAGUACCACGAGAACACCGUCGAGACGAAUUUCUUGGAGAACGCCUUCUACAUCAUGGCGUUCUUUGCUGGUGUGAUUGGUUGGCUUGCUUUCCAGCUCGGCUUGCGUUGGAGUCAACAUGGAGAACAACACGGAGAACAACAUGGACAACGACGUGGCGAUGGACUUCAAGCUCCUCUACUUCAUCAUGAUGAUCCAGAUGUACCUCCUGGUGACGCUCCUGCUCUACCUGAACAAGAAGAUCAAGGCGAAACCCUUCGUGAAGGACCUCCCGAAGUUCUACAAGGUGCUGUACGUGACCCAGGUGUUGGAGCUCAAGGUGGCGAUUCUCCGGAUGAAGGAGGAGAACAGGCUGCCUUUGACGAAGCUUACGAGGAGGAGACUCCGAGGCCAGUGCGACUUCACCGACUUUUCAAGUCGCAUGGCGUGGAGUACUCUGCUGACUUGCUCUGGCACUGGGAGACGCACCGUGAAGUUUCCGAGAAGUUCCUCGCAGAGUUCGAGAACCGUGGCACGGCAGCUUCGUCGGCUGGUGACCAAGUUCGUGGAGAACCCGGUGCUGCAGCCGCUGCUCGCGUACGUGACGAAGAAGUGUGGUUGGUCGGUCGCGGCUCGGCUUUCCACAAAGAAAGCUGCGGCAUGGUGCGUAAAGGACGUCGCGAAGGCAAGACCCGCACUCUGAGUCGUGAGACUGCCGUGUCCCAAGGUUACAAGAGUUGUGGUCAGUGCAAGCCGUGA
This is a messenger RNA of Symbiodinium sp. CCMP2592, 11754 nucleotides long. The record is from the annotation of a GenBank genome assembly. NCBI's taxonomy places the organism in Eukaryota, Dinophyceae, Suessiales, Symbiodiniaceae.